AUGACGGACGAAAAAAAAGCGCUCAGAAACGCCCUCAAACCUUAUUAUGACGAUGUUUUGAAAUUGAAGGAACCCAAUGGACUGGAGAUUUAUCCCAUUUUCCAGGUCUUGCCACCUAGAAAGGACUACCCAGACUACUACAGGCUUAUUCGGCAUCCCAUGUCGCUGAGUACCAUCAAAAAAAGGCUCAAUAACAACUAUGUGCAUCCUCAAGAGUUGGUACAAGACUUGGCGCAAAUUACAUGGAAUGCGCGUACUUACAACACCAAAGACUCGGAUAUCUAUAACUAUGCAACGGUUUUGGAUACGUUCAUCAGGGAAAAUAUCAUACCGAGCCUUCGAAAGGAGUAUUCUGAUGUGCACUAUCCAAACCUCGGACCCUUGCCAGAUGAACUAGAGUCCAUGGCGCGCGAGCAUAGGAACCAAGACAUGUCUGACCUUCGUGCUGGUUCCGAUCUCCUCAAUAUCAAUGAUCACAGUGGAAAUACCACCAACAACAACAGCGAUUAUGAAAAUGCCGAUGGCACAAAUGACGAGGAUGAUGAAGAACUGGACGACGACUACGGCGAUCGCAGAAAUUCACAUCAUCUCAGGAUGAGAGUACCGGGUUCCGCACAAUCACCCGGUCCAGGAGGAUCGUUUCAAACAUCUUCUCAUUCCAUGACACCCACUCCAUUAUAUCAAAGGCAUCAACAACAAAAAACGCACAUGAGACGUGGAAGGCCUCCCGUAAUUGAUCUGCCCUUUGAACAACGUAUCAAGAACGUUUUGAAAAUUUUGAAAAAGGACACAAAUCAACGUGGGGAGAAUAUUACCGCUCCCUUAGACAGACUUCCUGACGAAGAACGUGAACCUCAAUAUUAUACGCAAAUCUCCAACCCUAUUUCAGUCGAUGACAUCCGCAAAAAGGUCAAGCAAAGGAAAUACAGAACUUUUCAAGGUUUCCAGCAAGACUUCAAGCAAGCCAUCGCUAAUUAUCAGCUGUAUCACAGAUCGCAGCCAGUCGAGUUGAAACGUGCUGCCGAGCUCGAAACAAGGUUUACAGAGCUUGCCCAGCACGAACUUUCCAGAACCGACGAACAGUAUAUGACAGAUGGAGAACUCAAGUACCCUUUGAACGAAGUGGAUCACAAUAAUACGACAUAUAAGAUUGGAGAUUGGAUUUUGAUUCACAAUUCGAAUGAUCCCAAGAAACCCACCAUAGCACAAAUCUUCAGAUUGUGGCACACAUCCGAUGGCAGACGUUGGCUCAAUGCUUGCUGGUAUCUGAGACCAGAACAAACAGUACACCGGGUUGAUCGUAUGUUUUACAAGAACGAAGUGGUUAAAUCAGGUCAGUAUAGAGACCAUCUAGUUGACGAAAUAGUCGGCAAAUGCUACGUGUGUCACUUUACCAGAUAUCAGCGUGGUGAUCCGGACUUGGAAAUUGAGGGUCCCUUGUUCGUUUGCGAGUUUAGGUACAAUGAAAGUGAAAAAGUAUUCAACAAAAUUCGUACGUGGAAAGGGUGUCUGCCAGAAGAAAUACGUGAUGUCGAAGAAUCUACUAUACCAGUAAUGGGUAGAAAGUUUUUCAAGUACGACUCCCCAAUCAAGCAUUUGUUGUCACCAAAUGCUACAGCAAGCGACCCUAUCCCGAUGCCCACUGAAGGCGCGGUCAAUGCCCCACCUCUGAUUGGAGCUGUAUAUUUGAGGCCAAAGGUCAGAAAGGAUGAUCUUGGUGAAUACUCUACUUCCGACGACUGUCCCCGUUACAUUAUCAGACCUGGGGACCCUGUUGAACAUGGUAAAAUUGAUAUGGAAACCGGUACCGUGGUAACGAAUUCCCAGACAACCACCAAUCUUACCAAGACCAUACCCUCCACGACACGGCUGGCGUCUUUGACCAAGAGCAGAAGUGGGACCGGACUAUCUGGAAUGCGCCAAUCGAACACCGCGGUAUACAAUCCACCUCCAGCGAAAGGCUUGCCGUUUCCAUCUCAAGGACAAGCUUCUAUCAGUCCUGGGCCGGUUGCUAUGCAGCAGACUCCGCUAGCCCCUGUCGUUAAUCCUGUUGUCCCAACUCAAAUCAAACUGGGUUCGCAAGCGACGAAGAAACCGGCUUACCAACCUCCGACCAUCAUCAAUACCUUAGCAGCCCAGGCUCGCACAAAUAAUUUGGCUUUGGGUAAUAUUUCUACUGAUACGCCUGGUGCAUACGUGAUCCCAUUGCAAAUAUCUAAGAACGUCGAAUUACUGCAACGUGCUGAUUACGGGUCACAACUGAGGCGCAUGAGCAAGGAUCAAACAGCACCAAAACGGAAGCGGGGGAAGGGUGAGGUAUUAUGGUUUAAAGGUCCAAGUGUAGCGAUUUCAGAGCGCUUGUUGAACUCAAAAAACGACUUUACGGAGGUACCCCUCAAUAGGUGGUCCAAAAAGCGGAGAAUGGAGUACGAGGAAGUAGACCCAGAGGAUAACGACUAUAUGAACGAUGACCAAGAGGAAAACGGCAACGGGAGUGGGGUCGCCAAUGGCGGUGACGAUGAUUCGGAGGAUGAGGAGUCGUCGUUGCCUGGAACUUUCCCGCUGGGAUUGAGACCUUCGGCAGCGUACAUGGCCUUCAGAUUAGCACAGCAGAGUAGUCAGUGA
Lachancea lanzarotensis is the source of this 2625-nucleotide messenger RNA. Its product is annotated as LALA0S08e03708g1_1. The coding region runs from base 1 to 2625 and encodes 874 amino acids. Gene Ontology annotation, biological process: chromatin remodeling. Gene Ontology annotation, molecular function: chromatin binding; protein binding. Gene Ontology annotation, cellular component: RSC-type complex. The record is from RefSeq and is a predicted model, not a curated record. NCBI's taxonomy places the organism in Eukaryota, Fungi, Ascomycota, Saccharomycetes, Saccharomycetales, Saccharomycetaceae. The transcript has a single exon.